AUGGCAGUGAUGUUGGGCAGCAUGAAGAAGUUAGAGUCACACUGGUGCUACGAAAUUCAAGCCAGGUUCAACAGAGACUGCAUGGGGCCGGACCAAUGGGGUCAACAGUGCCAGAAGGACCGACAGUCCCCCAUCAACAUUGUCACGGCAAAGGCACAGCUGAACGAAAACCUGGGACCCUUCUCCUUCUCUGGCUAUGACAAGAAGCAAAAGUGGUCUGUCGAAAACAAUGGGCACUCAGUGAUGGUGUUGCUGGGGAACGAGUCCACAAUUGCUGGAGGAGGACUGGCCUCCCGAUACCGGGCCAAGCAGCUGCACCUGCACUGGUCCGCGGUGCUGGAUGCAGGGUCAGAGCACAGCCUCGAUGGGGAUCGCUUUGCCAUGGAGAUGCACAUAGUACAUGAGAAAGAGAACAGGAAAGAGGCCCAGGACCCCAAAGAUGAGAUCGCAGUGCUGGCCUUCCUGGUAGAGGCUGGGUCCAAGAAUGAUGGCUUCCAGCCCCUGGUGGAGGCGCUGUCUGAUGUCCCCACACCCACGAUGAGCACCACGGUGAAAAAGAGCAUCAGCCUGUCAGACCUGCUCCCUGAGGAGGAGAAACUGAGGCACUAUUUCCGCUACCUGGGCUCGCUCACCACGCCGGGCUGUGAGGAGAAGGUUGUCUGGACUGUAUUUGCAGACCCCAUUCAACUCCACAAGGACCAGAUCCUUGCGUUCUCUGAGAAGCUGUACUAUGACAAGGAGAAGAGACAGAAGAUGGAAGACAACGUGAGGCCCUUGCAACGCCGGGGGAAGCGCGUGGUGUUCCGAUCCGGGGCCCCGGGCCCACUGCUGCCCUUGCCAUUGCCCGCUCUGCUAGCCCCCGCACUUACCUGCCUGCUGGCUGGCUUCCUCCAGUGAUGGGUCGCUUCUGGAAGCUUGACUUCUGACCUCGGCCCUCAGAAGGCUAGGGCCUCCCUUCGUCGGGCUUCCCAGGUUGCACUUCGAUGAUGAUGGAAU
Miniopterus natalensis is the source of this 996-nucleotide messenger RNA. The record is from RefSeq and is a predicted model, not a curated record. NCBI's taxonomy places the organism in Eukaryota, Metazoa, Chordata, Mammalia, Chiroptera, Miniopteridae.